AUGGCAGUCGACUCUGAGGGGUCCACACCCCUGGCAGCAGCAGCAACUGCUGGGCAGCCUCAGCCGCAGCAGCAGCAGCAGCAGCAGCAGCAGCAACAGCAGCAGCAGCGACGGCAACAGCAGCAGCAGCAACGAAGCUCGCCGCAACGCCCGCAGCGGCAGCAGGAUCUGGGGCAGCAAAGACAGUAUCAGCAGCAGCCACGGCAGCAGCAGCAGCAAUCGCCGCAGGAGCGAGCACAGCAACAGCAGCAACGAUACCAGCGGCAGCCACAGCAGCAGCAGCACCAGCAGCAGGCACAGCUGCAGCAGCAGCAGAGGCGGCAGCAGCGACAGAUGCAGCAGAAGCCCGAGCAGCAGCAGCGCGGGCAGCAACUGCAUCGGCCGCCGCAAGAGCAACAGCAAGAGCAGCAACAGCGGCAGCAGCAGCAGCAGCAACGGCAGGCCCAGCAGCAGCAGCAGCAGCAGCAAGUUAUCCCAGAGGCCCUGAUUGGCCAAGUCGAAAGAUUCAGCCGGCCGGGCUGCUUAUGGGGCCGCCUGAAUGUAAACCACAAAUAUCCCGAAGACGCGUUUGUUGAUGUCAAGGAUGGACUACCAGAUGUGCUUAUCAAGGAUGUGGAGAUGAGGCGCACUGCGAAAGUUGUGUUUGUUGCUGCUGAAUUCUUGACGGACAAGAAAAAGGCCGAGCUGCUGCUGGCGCUGCGGCAGGGAGCCGAAGCUGCUGCUCCGCCAGAGCAGCAGCAACAGCAGCAGCAGCAGCAGCAGCAGCAGGAGACGGUGCAGCAGCUGCAGCAGGAGAUGGUGCAGCAGCAAGAAGAACGAGCUGCUCAGAGAUUAAAUACGUUCAGGGCCAAUCGGCAGUUCAUCUGCAAACUGCGGAGGAAUACAGGGGGGGCGGAUGACUACGUGCGGGCGGAGCCAAUAGACCGGCGGAAGCCGUGGGUGCUGCUGCCUGCUGCAGAAGCCAGCAGCUGGAUAGACACCUCAGAGUUGGAAAACUGCUCUUCUCUCUUUUUCGUAAAUGUCAUUUCUUGGAACCCCAGACACUCCCUCCCCAGAGGGGAGAUUUUGGGGCUGAUUGGAAACAGCGGAGAACUGGGGACAGAGCUAAUGUGCGUACUGAUAGCUGGGGACUUGAUCAGCCACGCCCAACCGCAGACCAAAGAGUCCGAGGAGGAAGCUGCUGCUGUUGUUGCUGCAACCAAAGAGGCAUUAAACGAAGAAAUUCGCCGGCGGGUGGACCUAAGAGGAGUACGUCGCAUUUUUACAAUAGAUCCUCCGUCGGCGCGGGACCUGGACGACGCAGUGCACAUACACCCCGUGCAGCAUGCAGCCAACUGCAGCAGCAGCAGCAGCAGCAGCAGCAGCAGAAUGCAGGAAUAUGAAGUAGGAAUUCAUAUUGCUGAUGUGGCCCACUUCAUAGCUCAGGGGAAGGCCAUGGACGCGGAGGCGAAACAAAGAUGCGCCACGCUCUACCUCCCCCACAUGUGCUUUCCUAUGCUGCCGCGCGCCCUCGCCGACAACGUCUGCAGUUUGCAUCCUGGGGGCCCCAAGUUGACAUUUUCUGUCAUUGCGCGUUUCUUCGAGGAUGGGACUCCCAAUAAAAAGUUCAAACCCUUAUUUUUCAAAUCCGUGCAAGAGAUAAUAGACGACAGGGAGAUUCCUGAAGAGCAGCGGCCAAACUUAGCAGCAGAAGUGAAGGGCUCAGCAACAUAUGGAAAUGGUUUGCUGCGCUGCAGCUGCUGCACUGGGAAGAGCAACCGCAGCAGGCAGCAGCAGCAGCAGCAGCAGCAAAUGGAAGGGGACUGGAGAGAACACGAAGCAGCAGACCCGUGGGGAGACAAAGUAGAAGACGCAGCAGCAGCAGCAGCAGCAGCAGACGCACCGGCAGCGACGGAGAGCAGCUCGAACCCGCAGGAGCAGCAGCAGCAGCAGCAGCAGCAGCAGGACAUGCCUCCCUUCACAGUUCACAGCGCUUCUCUUCGCUUUUGCUUCGAUGAAUUGCAAAGACCCACAGGCUGGCAAAUAGAGGAGCACAGUCGCUCUCACGAAAUGAUUGAAGAGAUGAUGCUGCUGGCGAACAGACUUGUUGCCACUUACCUCCGCAGCAGCAGAUUUCAAGAUUCGGCGGUGAUGCGUUACCACGCUCCUUUCAAGCAGGAGCCUCGCUUCAACGUGUUUCUGAGCAGUUUGAAAAGUUUGGUGAAAGUGCCUCUGAGGUUUUCCUCUGCUGCUGCUGCUGCAGAGACACUGCAGCAAAUUCGGGGAGAGUGUGGGGCAGCAGCUGGGGUGUCUGUGGAGGUGCAGCUGCGGACUUUUCUGUCUUUGGCGAAGUACAAAACUGCAAAAAGUUUAAAAGAAUUAAAUGUUUUGAAGUGCCACUUCGCCCUCAACUUCGACAACUACACCCACUUCACUUCGCCCAUCAGGCGGUAUCCGGACUUGCUGGUCCACAGGAGCCUCGCGGCGUUAAUUGAGGGAAAGCAAAAGCCCCCUUUGGAUGUU
Eimeria tenella is the source of this 2502-nucleotide messenger RNA. RefSeq names its product RNB-like protein domain containing protein, putative. The transcript has 17 exons. Gene Ontology annotation, cellular component: exosome (RNase complex); P-body. The record is from RefSeq and is a predicted model, not a curated record. NCBI's taxonomy places the organism in Eukaryota, Apicomplexa, Conoidasida, Eucoccidiorida, Eimeriidae. Gene Ontology annotation, biological process: mRNA catabolic process. The annotation marks the transcript as partial. Gene Ontology annotation, molecular function: RNA binding; 3'-5'-RNA exonuclease activity.